UUGACCAACUGAGACGCUCGAGAGAGAGAGAGAGAGAGAGAGUUGCAAUGCCGUUGGGGAAGUACGACUGCGAAUACUGCGACAAGCAAUUCCAAGACACUCCAUACGCUCGGAGACGCCAUCUUCAGAGCCUCCAACACCUCCGAGCCAAAGCUCAAUGGUACGACUCUUUCAAAGAUCCCAAUGAUGCUUAUGCACAAAGCUUGGGAAGAGGGGUCUGCAACCGCUUUAUCAAAACGGGGUUUUGCCAAUAUGGGGAUGCUUGUAAAUAUUUUCACCCCAAGAACAAUCAGCAGAAUACAAUUACUCAAGGGGCAUCAGGUGUCACUGAUAAUAGUCAGUCUUCAACUUUUCAAGGGAAUCAAACGGCUGCAGGCAGCUCUUUGCCAGAUGUGGUGGUGAGAGAUAACAUGGGAAUGUCAUGGGGAAAUCUACCUCCAUCGCUAAUGCCUCCUCCGGAGGGUGGAUAUCCUCCGCUUCCUUUUGUGGACUGGGGAUGAGUCCUCUGUGUCUUUCAUCCACCAUUUAGGUAGUGCUGUACCCAUACAUGUUACUAGCUUAGCUGCACAAUGAAACAUGGAUGUCUCUCAGCAAAAUGAUGUGAUAUGGAGACUGUCUUCAAGCCAUGUAGGGUUGUAGCUUUUGUUUUGUAUCAAUUCACAAUUUCACAGAAACAUGUUGUUCAUGUCCUUCUCUGUUGAAGAGAAUGUGUUGCACCUUCUACUAUAAGCUCAUAUUAUAACGAGGGUGCUUUGUCUAUAUUGUUCUCAACUGUUAUGCCUGGGCCUAUGACUUUUCAAGAC
Messenger RNA from Rosa rugosa (rugosa rose), 803 nucleotides. RefSeq names its product zinc finger CCCH domain-containing protein 3. Gene Ontology annotation, molecular function: zinc ion binding. NCBI's taxonomy places the organism in Eukaryota, Viridiplantae, Streptophyta, Magnoliopsida, Rosales, Rosaceae. Gene Ontology annotation, cellular component: U12-type spliceosomal complex. The record is from RefSeq and is a predicted model, not a curated record. The transcript is spliced from 5 exons. The coding region runs from base 48 to 500 and encodes 150 amino acids.